This is a messenger RNA of Harpegnathos saltator (Jerdon's jumping ant), 5484 nucleotides long. RefSeq lists its product as uncharacterized. The coding region runs from base 1065 to 2876 and encodes 603 amino acids. The record is from RefSeq and is a predicted model, not a curated record. The transcript is spliced from 6 exons. NCBI's taxonomy places the organism in Eukaryota, Metazoa, Arthropoda, Insecta, Hymenoptera, Formicidae.
UCUCCCGUGGUUUGCGCGCUUUAGUCGCGCGAUCUCGUCCGGAGUGUCGGGGCGCUCCUUCGUCGCGCUCUCGCACCUGCGUCUCGAUCGAUCGAUCGAUCGAUCGGUCGGUCGGUCGGUCGGUCGGCCGACGGAGUCGAUCGACCGUGCCGCUCUGCGCCGCACGACGACGCCUCCGCGCGGCCACGAGUGCUCGCACGAGCCGCGCCGAAAGCUGACUUUCGCCGACGAGUCGACGAUCGCGAGAAAAUCGGCACCGCUUUCUUUUUUCUCUUCGCUGUAUUUACGGCAGAGUUUGAACUUGCUUGCUCGCGCGCGCGCGCGCGCUCCUCGUUGUCGACAUCGUUGUCCUCGCGAGAGGACGCGCCUUCCUUCCUUCCUUCCUUCCUUCCUUCCUUCCUUCCUUCGCGUCGACACGUGGGACGUCGAUCUCGGUUUAUCGCACGCGCGAGUGAGACGGAUAGCUUCGUAAGCUCGAAUCGAUCCGUAGUCGCGUGUGUGGAUGGAUACGACGAUCAGACGGAUCAGUUUUGGACGAUGCACGAGGUGAGUGACAAGAGCGAUGUCGUGGACUCGGGCUUGAGGAACUGCUCGAUUAGUCGCGUUCGAGAAAUCGCGAGGAUGACAAGCGUUCGAGCACGCUAAAAUGGAGCAUCCAGCGACGUCCCAGGUGGUUCUCUCGGACGAUAAUCGUUUUCUCUUGCUUUCGCCUGCGUGCCCGGAUAUGGAAUAACGAAAUAAUUGCUAAUCAACGGAGCGUGCUGAGAAAAAGGAGAAAAACUUCCCCCUAGACUAAAGGGGGGAAUCUGUCAAGGGGGAUAUAAGAUGGAUCUUUGACGUCGCCUGAAGCAGCGCAAAGAUCCAACACGCAGAGCUGUUACCUCACGCGACGACCAUUUCUUUUCGCGCGCGCGCGCGCGCGUGCGGAUGUUCUUGAGAGCGGAAAAAUCGAUGCGGCAUCGUGAGGCGGCGUGAAUCAGCGCCGAGGACCAGGCGAUCGAUCGCGCAGGAAGUGUGUGCGGGCUACCGUGAACGAGCAACGAAGAGUAGGUAACCGCGGCGCGAUGUCGUCGAGUGGUGAAUUUUCGACGUUGUCGAGCGGCGAGGCCACGGGAACCGGCGAGGACUCGUUGCCGAGCUCGAGGGAGGCGACCGCCGAGGCCGCGGGUUCCGCCGGCGGCUUCAUGCCGCUGCGCGAGUUCCUGGACAGAUUCUCACUGCCGAGGGUGGUCAGGGUCGAAGGUGCCGGCGGUAGGCCGAUAUUGCUGUACAAGCAACAGCAGAGAUCGCUCCGAGUCACGGCCACGCUGCUCAUGCAUCGUUACCGUCACGACGUCAAAGUGGGGCCGGAAAUAGUUAUCCCGGAAGGCUAUCCCGGCUGGUUCUCGGUGGUCUCCAGCAACAGCGGCACCGGAAACGCCAGGGUGUACAGAAGAGUCGGCGCGUUGGUGCGCGCCGGAGUGCCGGCGUUCUUGCUCGCCAAGCCGUUGAGAGCGUACACGCUGACGCAUUCCAAAAUGGAGAACGGCAACUUGCGAGCCCACUACACGAAGACGACGGUGCGCGCGGGCGAGGUCCUGCGGCUGACCGCGGUCUUCCAGGACACCCGUCGCGCUCCCGUCGCCGGCGGCGUGCCCGGAGCGGUCGGCGGGGUCCCGGAGGGCAAGUGCUCGAGGUCCUCGGAGAGGGAUCAGUACGCCCAAUGCUUGGACUCUCACGGACACGAGCUCUUCGCGCCGCUCUCGGCCAGAGGCGAGUUCUACGCGACCUGUCAGAGCGGCAGCCUCGACACCGGCAGCGACGCGGUGCUCUACAGGGUCCAUCAGCUCGCCAGGAGGGACCUUCCCCUGAGGGUGCGCUUAGUCGCCGGACCCCUGCCCAUACCGCUGCCGCGAGAUUACAGCGGCCUGAUGCAGCUGGAGAACGCCACGAGGGGACCUAUAGUGCUCGGUUGCGCGGUGCCGUUGAUGCCCGAGCGACCUUUACCCAACUCUACCGUACCGGAACUCUUGGAGCUCGUCGCUACCGGCCCGACCGCGCCCCGGGUGAAGCGAGCGCGACUGGGCUGCCCUUCCGAGGCGAGACUGCUCGCCUCGCCGAAGAUGCAGCGAUUGCUUUCGGCCUGCAGAAGAGCCCUAGAUCAGCGAGCCACCGAGCCGCGGGUCGCUCCGCCGAAACCCGCGACCAACAACAGCCAGCUGAAGGAGCUGCACCUGAAGGAGAUCAAAGCGAAGCCAGAGGCGAAGCCGAUCCUGCAGAGCCUGAAGGAGGGCUUGGAGCACAUCAAGCGAACGACGAUACGCGAGCGGGGCAACGGCCGCAGCGCCGGCAACAACCACAGCUUCCUCGAGCGGAUCUCGAGGAUAGCGCAGGGUGGCAAGAGCAGGAACCCGGCCAAAAAGUCGGCGUCUUUCACGUUCGCGGUCCGGCCGGAGAUCGGCAUGCGGUCGCCGGAGCGCUACGCCAGCCUGGAGUCCGACGCGAACCUCACCGGUCAGGCGUCGCCGUCGUCCAGGCAGCAGGUGCAGCGCUCCAUCUCGACGAGCGUGCUCGAGGUUCAGACGAGCGAUAGCCCGACAGACAUGGAUCCCCCGUACUCCAAGGUGAGAGACAGCCUGACGCCGUUGCCACCCACGCCGCCACCCAAGCCCGAAGAGAUCUACGCCGAAAUCUGCGAGCUGGGUAGCGGCGCCGGCAGCAGUCCGUCGUCGCGCGACUCUCCCGAGGAGAAGCCACCGGGCAAGUGCCAAGGCACCAGGGAGCGCGAUCGCGGUUACGUGAAGCUCGCGUUGUCCCAUUCGGAGGUGAUGUCCGACGUGUCGGCGAGUACCGGUGGCGGGGACGACGAGGAAGGCAUUUACAACACCGUGUGCUGAGGAACGCGCGCGCGCGCGCGCGCGCGUACGCCUCUUCCGCGCCGGGGAAUCGCCGCGCGAUCGACGGUAACUGGCCCCGGGGUCGACCGGAACAAAUGACGUGACGUGCGAGGGGUCGGGAGGUCGCGAGAGUUCCUCGACGUGGCCGCGGAUAUCGAUAAACACGCCUACAGGUGCGAGUGGUAUUGGCGGCGAGCGUUUGUCUUGCGAGCUCGAAUCGCUCGCGAGAAGGCGUCUCUCUCUCUCUCUCUCUCGCUCUCGCUCUCUCUCUCUCUCUCUCUCUCUCUCUUUCUCUCUCUCUCUCUCGCUCUCUCUCGUAUUCUCGCAAGCUUUCAUGCUUCCCGCAACGCGAUCGGACGGACGAACGUACGGACGGACGGACGGACGGACGGACGGACGGACGGACGGUCGAGCCGGUACUCGACGAGACUUCCUUUUUCAGCGGCAAAAAUCGCCGGGACGAAGAGAGACUGAGUUUCUUAUCGAUCGAGAACUCAUUUUACUUUCGUACACGCGCGUCAAAUUGAAAACUGUUCUCCCCAGUGGCCGUCGAUUCUCUCGGUCGUUCUAUUAUUAGGAAGGAGGGGGGAGGGGGGGAAGACACGAGCGCUUUCCGACGGGGUGAAGAAACGCGGAGAGACGGAAGCGAUAUGUAUUGAUCGCAUCCGUGAACGAACGAGCGAGUGAGCGAGUCGAUGAGAAUCGGGAUUUACGGCUCGCCAAGGAAAUUGCUCCGCGGCGGCGGCGGCGGCGGCGGCGGCGGCGGCGGCGGCGGCGGCGGUUUCUUUUGCCGCCGCGGGAGGAUCCGGGCGUCGAGGAGUCGCUGACGCGAACGCGGACGUCCACCAGCGGGAGGAUACCGUGGACCCGCGCUCGCGAGCGUGAGCGCGCGGGAUGAUUUACAAGGCUGUUGACCGAAGAAAAUGAUCCCGUAAUUACGGGCCCCAGUGUGUAUGCUGCUGCUGCUGCUGAUGCUGCUGCAGUAACAGCAGCAGUAGUAGCGGAUGUAGCGGGGCACGUCGGGGAUAGCACGCAGAGGCCGCAUCUCGCCGUGGCUUCCGUCAUUAGAGAAUCUGUCGUCUCGCGAGAGGCGUGUUAAUAGUAGCGGCCUCCGCGCGAUUACCUCGGCCACGGCCGCUGAGUGACAUUGAUGUCGGAAAAACGCGAGCGCGAAUUAGCUUCGCUCGGGAAGUAUCCGCCGCCGCGCCGGUCCGACAGACUCGUCGCCUGCGUCGUCGGCUGCGAGAGCGUACGCUCAUCGUGCGGACGGAUCAAUCGAUUUGACCUCGGGACGAAACGGACAUUUCUCUGUCGUUCGGGAGACGAUUCGUUCGCUGUUCGGACGAAACUCAAGUUCUCUUAUCUAGCCUAAGGCUCUUCGAUUAAUUGAUUUUCGGACGAGAGUGAGAUUUUUUUUCAUCAUCGGAAAGGCGUCUCCGUUACGGAAGAUAACGAUAUUCAAUUCGCGCUUAAUGUCCCCGGCAGCGCGGCUGCUCCUGGUGGGCUUCGGCUGGCCACGUAAUAAGACCGUCACAGCGGGAUGUUUAUAGCUUCGUCGCGUCGAUCACGAAUUUAUAUCGCGUUUUGUACGACAAACGAGACAGGGAUUUCCCAACCGCGAGCGGCGGCGGCGGCGACGGUACACGGCGGGGGCCACGUGGAGUCGUCGACGAGGGGAACGUGACACGGGUCAUUGAACGUCGCGAUCUAAACUUUCCGGACACGUCCGGAAGACGCGAGCCGGCCGGCGGAACGCGCGGUAAUCCGCCAGCGCGGUCGCCAGCGCGGUCGCCAGCGCGGAGAAAUCGACGGUAGAAUGUAAACGAGCCGGUCGGCGGCUUCCAGGAAGAGGAAAUUACGGGCGUCCUUCGAAGGUCUAGGUCUUCCUCCGGAUCGUUCGGCCACGGACGAGCGGUGGACGGCAGCGAGGAGUCUGAGCUGUCGGACCGCGGGGCGAUGCUCUGCGACGAUUAAUCCAUUAGCUCGUCAUGCUUCGCGGCGUUUGGCUGCCUUUUCGUGUACGAUGACCCCAAAGUUUCGCGCGCGCGCGCGCGCGCGCGCGUUCUUGCCCCACGAUUGCGUGACGCCUCGCGAUUGGCUGUUAAACGCGUGAUUACAAACCUCGCCGGUACGUAGCAGGUACUGCGGCUCGAAACGCUUCGAGGAAACCUCUCCUCGGCCUUUCUCCUUCGUCUUUCCUCGCCUCUGCUGCUCGCCGUCUCUCUCUUUCUCUCUCCUCUCCCCACCCUCUCUCUCUCUCUCUCUCUCUCUCGGUCUCUCGCAUGACGGUGCGCGCGUGUACUCGCUCGCUCACUCGGUCGAGCGAGGAUGAUGAAGAAAGGGCGUAAAAAUCGAGGGAAAGACAGCACCGAGAUGCGUCUAAUGGGAAAUACCCGCGGGAGGACGCGAGGGAACCGCGGGAGGAUCUCGCCGAGGAUCCUAACGGGCGUAAUUUUCUCUGAUCCGGCGUCCCUUCGACGCCCGGCUCGCUCGAAUCGCUCGCGUGCGCGUCCGCGCAUGCAAGGACGAUGUAAUAUUUGUGUAGGUUUUGUGUACAUUUGAAUGAUGUUGCAAAGUGGAAAUAAAGACGGAACGUUUCUACGACGAA